AUGUCUUCUCGGUCAAGGGAGGAUCUGCGUUGUCCCAUCUGCCACGGCGUCUUUAAAGACCCCGUCCUCCUGUUAUGCGGCCACAGUUUCUGUAAAGACUGCUGGCAGCGAUGGUGGUUGGAGAGAUUCGCUCACGAGUGCCCAGUCUGUAAGACAAAAUCUUUAUUGUUCCAUCCGCCGCGAAACUUGGCACUGAAGAACCUGAGUGAAGCUUUUUUAGAGCAGAGAGAAUCGAGAAAGUCUGCGGCUCUUUGUGGUCUCCACUCGGAGGAUCUCAAACUCUUCUGUCUGGACCACCAGCAGCCGGUUUGUCACAUCUGCCUGCACUCGAGUUCACACACCAGCCACAGCUUCAGACCCGUCGAUGAAGCCGCGAUGGACUACAAAGAAGCACUUCGGGUUCUCCUGAAGCCCUUGCAGCAGAAACUGGAGCUCUUCAACGACAUUAAAGGGAACUUCGAUCAGAUGGCUAAAGAUAUUGAUAUUCAGGCUCAAGACACAGAGAGGCAGAUUAAUGACGAGUUCUCGAUGCUGCAGAAGUUCCUCCAGAAGGAACAGCAGGAGAGAAUUGCCAAGGUGCAGGCGGAAAAGAGGCAGAAUAGUCAGAUGUUGAAGAGGAAGACGGAGGCUCUGAGCAGAGAGUUAGCAGCUCUUUCGGACACAGUCGUGGCCACCGAGGACGUGCUGAGAGCUGAGGAUCUCAAGUUCCUGCAGAACUACAAGACAACAGCUGAAAAAGUGGAUCGCCUCCAGAUCAACGAUCCACAGCCGAGCCCAGGAGAUCUGAUGGACAUGGCCAAACACCUCAGGAACCUGCCCUUCGCCGUCUUGGAAAGCGUCAAGAAAAUGAUCCCGACGACAAAAACUAAUCCUGAACCGCCGCAGAAUAGUCCUAAAGAGCCAAAGAGCACCGCUGUUUCUACGAUGCCGUCUAGAGUGGAAGUUCUCGCAUCACUUGCAGCUCUCUUAGGAAAAUAUGAGGUGAAAGAAAUAACAUGUUUUGAAGACGAUACAGAUUUGUUCGGUUAG
This is a messenger RNA of Anoplopoma fimbria (sablefish), 1029 nucleotides long. Its product is annotated as E3 ubiquitin-protein ligase TRIM35-like. NCBI's taxonomy places the organism in Eukaryota, Metazoa, Chordata, Actinopteri, Perciformes, Anoplopomatidae. The transcript has a single exon. Gene Ontology annotation, molecular function: zinc ion binding. The coding region runs from base 1 to 1029 and encodes 342 amino acids. The record is from RefSeq and is a predicted model, not a curated record.